UGCAGAAGUAUAACUAAAUUUCUUCGUUUUCAAUUCUCUCUUAAUUUCUCGCGGCUUUUCUCUGCAAUGGAUCGUGUUUCUUGGAGAACUCAGGUGCUUUCGAAUCACCUUGUUCAUCACCAAACUACUUCAGAUCUUAGCCCCAAUCCAUGUCUCGAGUUCUCCCCUCCGGAGAUUUCCGAAUGCUUCUCCUUCGACAUCAAACAGAUGCGGAACCUCUUGGAUGUUCAUAACCUUCCGGACCGGGACUGGAUGUUUGGGCUGAUGAUGCAGAGCAAGCUGUUCAAUCCCGUGCAAUCCGGUGGCCGAGUCUUCGUUUCCCCUGAUUAUAAUCAAUCCAUGGAGCAGCAGAGGGAGAUGACGAUGAAGCGGAUUCAGUACCUUUUGGAUAAUGGCGUUUUCAAGGGUUGGCUUACAGAUAAUGGAAUUGAAGCCGCGUGGAGAAAGUUUGCGCUGUUUGAGGCAAUUGGAAUUUAUGAUCACUCUCUAGCGAUUAAGAUUGGUGUUCAUGUCUUCCUAUGGGGUGGAGCAAUCCAAUUCUUUGGCACAAAGCGUCAUCAUGAUGCAUGGUUAAAGAUCACAGAAAAUUAUGCGAUCAAGGGUUGCUUUGCAAUGACUGAGCUCGGUCAUGGAAGUAAUGUUCGAGGAAUUGAAACAGUAACAAAAUAUGAUUCAAGCACUGGAGAAUUUGUUAUUAAUACUCCCUGUGAGUCAGCUCAGAAGUACUGGAUUGGCGGGGCAGCCAAGCAUGCAACACAUGCUAUAGUCUUUUCACAGCUUCACAUAAAUGAAAAAAAUGAAGGCGUCCAUGCUUUUAUAGCUCAGAUCAGGGAUGCAGAUGGUAAUAUCUGUCCACAAAUACGUAUAGCAGAUUGUGGCCAUAAGCUUGGCUUGAACGGUGUUGAUAAUGGUCGGAUCUGGUUUGAUAAUGUGCGAAUUCCAAGAGAGAAUUUGUUGAAUUCUGUAGCUGAUGUAUCAGUAGAAGGGAAAUAUCUAAGUGCCACAAAUGACCCGGACAAGAGGUUUGCAGCAUUUAUGUCACCUUUGACAUCUGGUCGUGUAACCAUUUCCGUUGCUGCAAUUUAUUCCGCAAAGGUUGGUUUAGCAAUUGCUAUAAGAUACUCAUUAACAAGGAGAGCCUUUUCACUUACGCCUAAUGGACCUGAAAUCCAAUUGCUGGACUACCCUAAUCAUCAAAAGAGAUUGCUGCCUCUCCUUGCUAAGACAUAUGCCAUGAGUUUUGCUGCAAAUGAGUUGAAAAGGAUCUACAUGAAGAGAACACCAGAGUCCAUCAAAACGCUCCAUGUUGUAUCAAGUGCAUUUAAGGCUACCUUUACCUGGCAUAAUAUGAGGACACUUCAGGAAUGUCGUGAAGCAUGUGGAGGCCAAGGCAUAAAGUCCGAAAAUCGAGUUGGUCCUUUGAAAAGUGAAUUUGAUGUUCAGUCUACUUUUGAAGGCGAUAAUAAUGUCCUAAUGCAGCAGGUGAGCAAGGCAUUGCUGUCUGAGUUCAUUGCAGCUAAGAAGAGAAAUAAACCAUUUAAAGGUAUGGGAUUAGAACACAUGAAUGAGGCCUGCCCUGUCAUUCCUUCUAAGCUUACUAGUCCUAUCCUUAGAAGCUGUCAAUUCCAGACGGAUGCCUUUUGCUUAAGAGAACGAGAUAUAUUAAAUCGUUUAGCUGCUGAAGUAUCUCAACAUGAAGCACAAGGUGAUAGCAAAGAAUAUGCCUUCAUUCAGAGCUUUCUGCUUGCAGAAGACUUGGGCAGAGCUUUCUCUGAAAAAGCCAUAUUGAAGUCUUUUAUGGAAGUUGAAGAUAGUGUACCAUCGGGUCCAGUGAAGAAUGUUUUAGGUGUACUGAGAUCCAUGUAUGCGUUGAUCUGCUUGGAGGAAGAUGGUUCCUUCAUCCGCUAUGGUUAUUUAUCACCAGAAAAUGCAGGGGCAGUGAGGCAGGAAGUGAAGAAACUAUGCAGCGAAAUACGACCGCAUGCUCUAGCGCUGGUCAGCUCCUUCGGCAUACCCGACGCUUUCCUGGCCCCUAUAGCGUACAACUGGGUGGACUCCAAUUCCUGGCCUUCGGUGCAGUAAAAGGAAGGUGCAUCCGUGGUGAGAAUUUCCUUGAUAUCAUCAUACAAACAUUUGGCAGGGAGGAUUUAUUGGGGUUGGUCAGUAUUCUUAGAAAUUAUGAAGUAUAUUUGAACUUUUGUAAUAAGAAAAAGCUUAUAUGUAUACCCAAUUUAGAUAGAGAUUUCAAAUCACAA
This is a messenger RNA of Cucurbita maxima (winter squash), 2255 nucleotides long. RefSeq names its product acyl-coenzyme A oxidase 3, peroxisomal-like. The transcript is spliced from 13 exons. The record is from RefSeq and is a predicted model, not a curated record. Gene Ontology annotation, biological process: lipid homeostasis; fatty acid beta-oxidation using acyl-CoA oxidase. Bases 67 to 2082 code for a protein of 671 amino acids. Gene Ontology annotation, cellular component: peroxisome. NCBI's taxonomy places the organism in Eukaryota, Viridiplantae, Streptophyta, Magnoliopsida, Cucurbitales, Cucurbitaceae. Gene Ontology annotation, molecular function: acyl-CoA oxidase activity; fatty acid binding; FAD binding.